AUGGAUCCAAGUUCCAAAGUUCCACUUUCACAUACAUUGUGGUCUCCCCAUGAUACUGUCAAAGAUGCGGCAGAAUCAUUAGGUAUAAAUUUACCUGAAGAGGCAGCUAAGAAUCUUGCUAUGGAUGUUGAAUAUAGAAUACAUGAAAUUCUUGAAACAGCUAUUAAAUUUAUGAGACAUUCGAAAAGGAAGCUCUUGAUGACUAGUGAUAUCAAUCAUGCGUUAAAAAUAUUGAAUAUAGAACCAUUAUAUGGAUAUGACAGCUCUCAGCCAUUGUCGUUUAAAGAAGCCUUAGUUGGAGCCGGAGGUCAAACAUUGUACUAUAUAGACAAUCAUGAAAUUGAGUUUGAAAAAUUAAUUAAUCAGGAACUUCCAAGUGUUCCUAGACAGACAACAUUUACUGCUCAUUGGCUUGCUAUAGAGGGAGUGCAACCUAUGAUUCCCCAGAACCCACUUCCAUCAGAAAUUAAAAGUUUACCACCAAUCAUUAGAGGUGCAACCUCUUCAAUAUUGGGUAACGAUAUAUUAAACUCGGGUUUCUCGAAUGAAAGCACAGCCAAAGAUGCUGCUAAUGGUACUGACGUUGAAGCGAAGAAUAAGAAAUUGACAGAAAAGGAAGUAGAAGUUAAGCCAUUAGUCAAACAUGUAUUGUCUAAGGAACUUAAGUUAUAUUUCGAUAAGGUAGUUGAAGUUCUCAUAUCGACUGACCCCGAAAAGGAGAGCUUGAAGUAUGCUGCAAUAAAUUCUUUAAAGAAUGACCCUGGUUUACACCAGCUUGUUCCUUAUUUCAUACAGUUUGUCGCUGAGCAAAUCACAAAUCAAUUGAGAAAUAUCGAUAUUUUGUCUACGAUGUUGGAAGUCAUCUCUGCUCUUGCAGAUAAUAAGACCAUAUUCUUGGAUCCAUACGUGCAUGCAUUGAUGCCAUGUAUUUUGACAUUAUUACUUGCUAAGAGAAUUGGUCCUAUAAUUAAGGAUAAUAACUCUAAUGAAGCUUUAAAAAAUCAAUUAGCUGUAAGAGAAUUUGCUGCAAUUUUGCUCGAGCAUAUAAUAAAGGUCUACGGAUCAUCAUAUUCAACUCUCAAACCAAGGGUCACUAGAACCUUAUUACGUGCUUUAUUAGAUUCUUCGAAACCGAUUGGAACUCACUAUGGAGCCUUGUUGGGAUUAAAAAACAUGGGUAAUGAAGUUGUAAAAUUGGUGUUAAUUGGAAAUUUGAAGAUGUGGUGCAAACUCGUAGUUGACGAGGGUAAUAAGAACGAUUCUGAAAGAGAAAUAUUAUUAAACACUACAUUAGAUAUUUUGAAGAAUUUGCGGAUUGACCUCGAUAAAGGAGAUGAUAUGGAAGUUGAUGGCACUGACUUAUCAGAUGAUAUUAAGGAUAAAUUAAAGGAUAGACUUGGUGAUACGCUAUCAGAUUUGGUUCUUAAUCAGCAUGAUGCCAAAUCGAUUGUAAGGGGCCUUUUUUUCGGAGAAAUUAAUAUUUGA
This is a messenger RNA of Debaryomyces fabryi, 1485 nucleotides long. It is a transcript of the gene TAF60, whose product is annotated as Taf60p. Gene Ontology annotation, cellular component: SLIK (SAGA-like) complex; SAGA complex; transcription factor TFIID complex. The record is from RefSeq and is a predicted model, not a curated record. NCBI's taxonomy places the organism in Eukaryota, Fungi, Ascomycota, Pichiomycetes, Serinales, Debaryomycetaceae. Gene Ontology annotation, biological process: transcription initiation at RNA polymerase II promoter; RNA polymerase II preinitiation complex assembly. Gene Ontology annotation, molecular function: transcription coactivator activity; protein heterodimerization activity; RNA polymerase II general transcription initiation factor activity. Bases 1 to 1485 code for a protein of 494 amino acids. The transcript has a single exon.